Trichobilharzia regenti is the source of this 4206-nucleotide messenger RNA. Lineage: Eukaryota; Metazoa; Platyhelminthes; Trematoda; Strigeidida; Schistosomatidae. The record is from the annotation of a GenBank genome assembly.
GGUACUUCACUUGGGCGCGUUUACGAAGCCAGUUGGGUGUUUUCUCUGUUAAGGUUGUCUGAACUGGGAGCUGGCAUUUGAAGCUAGAGGGAAUCUAGAUUAAUAUAUUGUUAUAAUCUGAAGGCAUUGCAUAAAUCUUAAAUGAAAAGCUAAUGUUCGUCACUCGAGGAGCGUACACAUCAAGUAGCAACACAUCUAUUCAAACAGCUGAUAUUCCGAAAAUGGUCCUUGGGUGUGGUUUUCAAUUAGACUGUCAUAUGGAAUCUUCAAAACACAACUUUGUUAAUUUGGAGGAGUUUCCUGCUCUGACAAAGUCAAAGCCAAUUAGUUUUAGUGGUGCGGCAUGGAAGAAACAAAUUAUUCUACCGAUCGAGGACUUCAUGGAAUCAGAAAGUGCUGGUAAUGAUAGUCUAUCUGUUUUGAAAAAGAAACGCCUGAAGAAAAAGAGGAAACAAACCUUGUUCAAUGAAGGCAGCACUUCUGGUGAUAGUUCUCCAACCAAAGAUAACGACGGGUGCUUCUUCUCAAGCGAAGAAGUUAGAGAUACAGAUGUUAGUCAAUUAUCGCUCUGUGAAGCCCAAUUCGAAUUCCUUAAAAGUCAGUCCUCAUCAGAUGUGUUCAAAUCUACCACAGACAAAUGCGUAUCAGAAUCUCCAGUCAUUGAGACUGUCGGUUCACUCCAAGUUGAAGAUGAAGGUUUCGCUGAAGAACUCAUCGACUGCACCAACCAUCCAUCCGUUUGCCUUCCCUUCCCAAGAAAAAAGUCUGAUGUGGUGUCUGAUUCUGUUCAACUCCCACUUCAAGUCAAGCCUACUUGUGAAUCACAGAGAGUUACUUCCUUAUGUUCAUCGCUCUAUGAAAAAAACCAAGUUGUCCCACUAGGCCUAAAUUAUUCUGCGUCAAAUUCAGUAAAACAACAUUCAAAACAUUCAAUAAAGCCGAAGAUUUCAACGAAUACACGCCCUAAUAUUCUGGAACAGUAUGCUCGUAGUACAAGUCCUUCUAAUCUUUUUGAUACAAAUUUAUCUUCAAAAGACACAAAUGAUUUUACCGAUGAAGAUGAUAUGGAAGGCACAGAUCUACUCCAUUUAAUUAGUAAUUCAUUGGAUCGAUUCAAUGCAAUUGUCCACCCACCAGAUAAUUUGUCAACAUUAACAUCAGGUUUAGGUGAAUCUCGAGGUAUUUUAUCAGAAAGUGACAGUAAUAGUUAUUCUCAAGAUUGUCCAUUUCCUGUUGAUAUUGUUGUAAAACCCUCAACGGAAUACAAAGAAAGUGUAGGUGUAGGACGUAGAGCUGCAGAUAUUUUUAGCAAUGUAUCACUAUCAUCUUUGAAUUCUGAUAUGAGACAGACCAUCCGUUUGUUGGAUGCGAAAAACCCAAAAAGCUAUAUGGCUUCUGCAGUAGCAGAAACAACACCUAUCGAUUCAAAGUGUAACACGAGCUGCCCAUCAUUCGGGCACUUGUCACUAUCCUUGCCAUAUUCACGCUCAAAUGAAGUCACUAUUGCUUCUUAUCAACAACCUGUGGAAAAGACUACAGCAUAUUAUCCAAACUAUUCGUCAGCUAUUCCAAUAGGCAAUACUUCUGAUAAUGUUCUUAGUGAACUAGUUGGUGGCUGUUCAAUACGCUCAAAUAAUAAUCUGAUGGAUAAGUCCAAAGCAUAUUGGCCAAAUUUACUUGUUAGUAGCCAAAGUAAUUCAAAGGUUUUAACUCCACCAAUAGAAUCAUCAAACAGUUUCUUAACUGAUUUGAUUACUAACAAUAAAAAUGUACUAACGGACAAUGAUAUAGAUAUGUUAAAAUAUUUAAAUCUUGAUUUGGAUUCUCUUAUAACUACUUCUGGUGCAACAACAAUAAUGAAUAAUACGGCUGAUUCUACUACUAAUACUAUUACACCUAGUACUGCUAUUAAUUCUACCGCUAGUGUCAAUCAUUCUCCUCUUCAUUCUCAACAUCAUCGUCAUCACCAACAUUGUCUCCGUGAUAUGAGUCGAUAUGAUGAUUGUAACUGGGCUAUAAACGAUGCGAAUAAAUGCAAAUCAAUGAAUUUAUUUACUAAUAAUACAGAAGAUGAAAAUAUGUGGGACAGUAACAAAUCAUUUCAUUCUAAUAUACCAAUGCUUAAAACACAAUCAUUAGUAAGACAACCAUUGCAAACUGCACACCAGUCCAUUGUGUCAUCAUUACCUUCUAGUUUAUUAUUAUUACAACAUCCUAAAAAUAUAUCAACAAGCUCAAUAGAUAUGAUGAAAUAUGACAGUGCAAAUAGCAAUCCAGACAAAAUUUUCAUAAAUUCAUGUGACAAUAAUAUAAUGUUUAGUUCAAAAUGCGUUAGUAUUCCUAGCAAUAGAAAUGGCAAGACUCAUCCUACUCCGUCAUACUCGCUUACAUCUGGUCAUUGGUGUACAGAAUCUUCGAAUAACCUGGAGUGCGAUUCAAAGGAAAUGUUGCUAUCAGCACGCUCACAUUCGGCUGGUUAUCAUCAGAGUACCUCUGUCUGUACAACAUCGGCAUCUCCAUUUCCUAUCAGCCAAACACCAUCUACAGUUACUAUGAGUCAUUCUGUAACCACGCCAAAUAACUCUACCACAAACUGUUUACCAAUACUUGGGCACUCUGCGUCAGCGUCAUCUAAUAAGAUGAAAGCAUCUUUGGGUGGUCUACCCCCUAUAAGAAAUCUCAAUGGACCACAAGACGGACAUCGAAAUACACACGGUCGACGACAUAAUAAUAGCAUGACUGCAGGACUUGGCAAUAAUUCAGUCUCAUCAAUAUCUGCUUUGAAUACAGUCAAGUCCUCAAAUGGUUUAUCAAAUUCAAUAUCGAAUUCUCAUCUGUCUAACAGUAAAUCACUUACACAUUGUCAUUCAAGUAAUCAGGCAACAACAGUAACAACUGACUCCACGUCAUUAUGUCCUGGUACAGAACUAGUCAAUGGAAAACCAGUUGUGGCCAAAUGGCGUCGGGCAUGUAGCUUUUAUUUACGUGGACAUUGUAAAAAAGAGGACUGUGAAUUCGCACAUGAUUUAACAAAGGUGACUUGUAAAUUUUGGGAAAUGGGUGAAUGUUUCAAAGGAUCAACCUGUCCAUUUCUACAUGGUUAUCCACCAGAAUUGACUAUGGAGUAGUAAACAUUUAGUAUAAUAUUCAUUCAUCGCAGCUCCCAUGCUUUGUUCAAUUUUUUUCCCCCACUCUGAAGUGUAUUUUUUCCCAAAAAACGCGCGUAUCUUUAAGAAUUCGUGUUUAGUCAAGUUUAAUAAAUUAGUCUAUUGGUGUUUUCAAUUAUUAUGUCAAAGGGAGAUGAAAAGAUGAUUACAGGGUAGAAAGAAGAAGAAGAAGAAGGCGGGGCGCGACAACGACAAGUUUUUUAACUGCAUUUUAUAACUUUCUUCUUUUUUAUAUGAAGUAUAAUUUGCAUCACUUUGUACACAUUCUGGAGGUAUAUUUUUCUUUAACAGUAAUGAUAUGCUUGUACCCUAAAGCCCUGGUCAUCACAGAAGGGGACAGAAGUGUUCAUAAACAUUUUGUCUUUGUUCACCUGCGCGUAUUACAUCUAUAUGCAUUGUUUUGAGAUUAUCUGACUAACUUAAAACAAAAGAGAAUCACUAUUAUUAUCAUAAUUAAUAUGCCUUGUCAUUACUUUUACUAAUAUCAUUAACUUACCUUUUUUUUCUGCCAAAUGUUUAUAUAUUUCUUGAUAUUUAAGACGACUCAGAAACAAACUGCUGCUCAUCUUUUUUUUUAAACAAAAGAAAAUCCUAUCGGCGAAACUACUACUACUACUCUCUUUUUAAGAAAACAAGGACGCAAUAUAUAAUUUCAAAGUUCACCACCUCUAUCUAUCCCUUUUAUAUAUUUUAUACAUGUGUGAAAGUACUUGUGUUGUCCUACUUUCACUUUUUAACUGUGAAAAGAUACCGGCCAUGCAACUAAUUUAUUAUUUCCACAUUCACAGAAUCUCUCAUCUCUUCUUUAUUUUAUACUUGCUGUUGUUAUAACCUGCUUUCCUUUUCACAGUUGCACACAUCCUUCAGUCAAUUGGCAUAAAAUAGGCGCUCUGAUCAUCUUUUGCUCAUUUUGUACACACCAGUGAGAGAGAGAGACAGAGAGAUAACAGACGACGCCUACACUUUCUUUGGAAUUUUAUUCUUUAUUCUUUUUUUUUUUAAUAGACGAGAUUUCCCUAUAAUAUAUGUUUAUUUCUUC